CGGAAACAAACGGAAGAUGUUAUGGCAGACAAAACAUCAAAAGCGAUGGGAUCGGGUUCAAAACCCGUUCCUAUGAAAUUAUUUGCGACUUGGGAAGUAGAAAAAACUCCGCCCAAUUGUAUACCAAGAUUGUGCAGUUUAACCCUUGACAGAUUGCAGGUUUUAAAGGCACUUGAAAAUGAUUUGGCAACAGUUAUUAUUGCUGUUAAAAUGCAGGGUUCUAAAAGAAUAUUACGAUCCAACGAGAUAUCAGUUCCUGCUAAUGGAUUAUUAGAUACAGAAUUGGACUUGUCCUUCUCAUUACAGUAUCCCCAUUACCUGAAGAGAGAUGGUAACAACUUGCAAGUGAUGCUACAGAGGAGAAAGAAAUAUAAAAAUAGAUCAAUUCUGGGUUACAGAAUUCUGGCCAUUGGUCAAGUGAACAUGGAUCAGGUUCUACAGAAAAAUGUUGACAAAGAAUUACAUUUAUUCAGUGAUCCCAAAGAACACACCAAACAUGUAGCACAAGUGAGAAUGGUUUCAUUAUCUAGUCAACCUGUUGACCAUGUGGAAAAUGGACAGAGGAAAACAAUAUCAUCUGAUGUAGAAGUUGAUCGAUCACCUGAUGUUGACAACGACUCAGAUGAUGAUGAGAAUGAGGAUGAUGUUGAAUAUUGGUCUAAUAACGAACUAAGUGACUUUGAACCAGUCAUGAUGGGGCGGCCUCGGAAAUCUAGUCGAGGGAAAAUACAUGCUUCAAGAGGCAGGGUUGGAGCAGCACAGCAACAGAGAAAUAUAAAACAAAGAUUUAUAGCAUUACUGAAGAGAUUCAGGAUAACAGAGGAGGGUCUAGAAUCUGAAGGGGAUCAUGGUCUGGAAAUUGCUAAUCCUGAUGCUAGUGUAGAUAUUGAUGAAUUAUUUGAUGAAUUAGAAGACCUAAGUGACAGCGGGCCAGAAUUAGAUACAGUCAGUGUAAUGUCCACUCCAAAACCACGUCUCAAACCUUUCUUUGCGGGCAAAGCAGGGAAUGAAGACAUGGCUGAAUCUAUGAAAUCUGGGGAGAGUGGUAGAAUGAGUGAUGAUGGUUCCAAGAAAAAUGAUUGUGACAGUCAUGAACAGGAUAUAGAACAGUCUGUAAGUGAACCUAAUACACCUGACAGGAACCGACUUUUCGUUAAACAAGAUUUUAAUCACAAACGCAGUCGAUCGUACAGAGAGAAAAAGAUAAAUCAUGACAGUUUCCCUAGACGGCAUAGUACGGGUGUAGUCAGCCAGACCGUGCCAAGAAAAGCAUUAUUAGAUCAAUUGAGUGCUGUGUUAGCAGGUUCAGAUGAUCAGCUACCCGACAAUAUAAUUCUAGUCAAUACUGCUGAUUGGCAGGGGCAGUUUUUCCUGCAGAAGUUACAAGAGAAACAGUUUAAAGUGAUAUGUACUUGUGGAAAUGCUGAUGUCAAGGCUGCUGUUAGUAAUCUGGUGCAUAAAAUACAGAAAUUUUGCAAUACAAAUCCAAAGAAACCAAGUCCAGUAAAGAUUGCAAUAGCUGGGGCUGAUGGUUAUAUUAACUCUGUGUUGAGGCCAUAUGUAGAACAGUUCUCAGCUAAGCCGCCAGACUGGCAAGGAUAUGUUAGAUUUCUAGUCAUACCAUUUGGUAACAGUUGUAUUGGUAAAAACUUGGGAACUUUAGACGCAACUUAUUCAGCUUUAUUUCUUGAUCAAUCAUGGAAAGAUACAUUUGAGAAGGCAGAAUCAAUAAAACUAGAUUCACAAGAAAUUAUAAACAGAGUAUCAAAGUAUUUGAGUAGUGCCAGCACAUUAUUACAAAUACCAAUAGCAGAGGCCAUGGUGAUGUGUAAAGGUAAAAGUGGUGAAGAUGAAUCUUGUCAAACCUUUAUCCCAUUCUUCAGUGAAGUAAAGAUUGGAAAUCCAGACUCAGCGAAUGCAUCAGAGGCCUGCUGUGUUGCUACUGUGCCAGGGGUCCUAGAGUUGGCCCGUGUAUUGGUGGAUUUUGAUGAUGUUAGUACUGUUGUAAGUUCACCCGCAUUAUUAUCUAGUUCUCCACCAUCUAAUAAUACAUUCGAAAAGCAGAAAGAAACAAAUACACCACCAAGUUCUCCCAAUGUGGGAGUUAUGGCUACAGCCAAUCAAAGUUCAUCAACACCCAUUCCUGUUGCUGGAGAAUUGCUAGAGUUACAGAUAGAAUACUGGACAACUCCUGUAAAAGCUGAAACAUCGGCCAGUAAAAAGGACAGUAAUAAAAUCACUCUAAAAACAACGUUUAAAUACAUACAUGUACAACGAUUAGCUCAACCCGGUAUCCCAAUGUCUGAUCUACAGUCAUCAACGUUCACUAUGUUAUCUGUCAUGAAGGAAAAGAAACAAAAAAUAAUGAGGUUGAAAAAGGCCAAAGAAACUGAAUCAAAAAGUCACACAGUUGAUGGAAUUAAUAGAUUAAUAUGUACAUCAAAAAGCCAAAAUCAUUCUCUUAAAGUAACUGUGGAUGGUGUGGAAUGGACAGGGGUCAAGUUCUUCCAGUUAUCAGCACAGUGGCAAACACAUAUCAAACAUUUUCCCGUUGUUUUGUUUGGAUUUUCUGACAGUUGACAUCUACAGCAGCGUCCAUCUUGGUUAUAACAGUUCAGCAUUUCUUGGAAGAUAAUCAGAAAUCUGAAGAGCCGAUUAGAUCUACUUAAAGAGCUGAUAUGGUUAAUCUCAUGUGAUAUAUUAAAUACACUGCAUUUGUUGUAUUUUUUAUUUUUCAUAUGUAUGUCAGUUUAUUUGACAUAAGAUGAUCUUGGUUGGAGAGCUUUUAUGCCAUUUUACCUGUAAAUAAAGCUUCAAAGACAUUAUACCAAUUGAAUACCAAGGCUUAGUUUGUAAUUAAUCAUCACUUAUUAUAUUAAGUAGAAAUUAACUUAUAUUUGGAAUUCAAAUCGUAGAAGUAUAACAUCCACCAAA
Messenger RNA from Mytilus trossulus (common blue mussel), 2934 nucleotides. Its product is annotated as phosphofurin acidic cluster sorting protein 2-like. Gene Ontology annotation, biological process: protein localization to plasma membrane. The transcript is spliced from 23 exons. The coding region runs from base 22 to 2580 and encodes 852 amino acids. Lineage: Eukaryota; Metazoa; Mollusca; Bivalvia; Mytilida; Mytilidae. The record is from RefSeq and is a predicted model, not a curated record.